GUGACGGUCCAUUUUCGAUGACGUAUUUCACAGCCUCCCACAUGAGUAGAUGCGCAUAGAGCCGAGUGAGAUUCUACAGGAGAGCGGAUCCACAUGAGCUACAGAUCGUGGGACAAGUCGAACUAAACUGCGGAAACAGAAAUAAAUAACGAGCGGGCGGAGGUUUUUAUAAAACAGACCGAGGUUUAUCAUCCGGCGUGUUCGUGUGACAUCAGUCGUGAAGAAUCAUGACAUCACCACAGUGAGCUCUCCUCCGAGUGUGAGGACAGUCUCCAGCUGCACCUCACGAUGACAGCGAGAAGCCUGUGUGCGGCGAGGAGCUUGUUGAGCGGGCUCCCUCGCAGAGCUCACGGUGUGCGGUGUCUCGGCUCCGCUUCGACCUCGAGUCAAGGACGAGCUCCUGUCAGACAGCUGAGCUGCUCCCCCGCGCUCUGCAGGGCGGAGCCUCCCUCCACAGGCCCCAGCAGUUUGUCGUUCAGGAGUCACAGCUGUGGAGAGCUGAGGUCACAUCAUGUCGGAGACACAGUCACUCUGUGUGGUUGGGUCCAGUACCUCAGACAAGACCUGUUUGUCAUCUUGAGAGAUUUCAGUGGAUUAACGCAAAUUUUAAUUCCUCAAGAAGCGUCUGCAGGACAUUUGAAAGCAGUGCUGCACGAUCUCACAACUGAGUCUGUCAUCAAGGUAACAGGAACCGUCAGAGGACGACCAGCAGGACAGGAGAACAAGGCGAUGCCAACAGGAGAAAUAGAAGUCCUCGCUGAGAACGUGGAGGUUUUUAAUGUGUGCCGUCAGCUGCCUUUUGAGAUUAAAGACUUUGUUAAAAAAUCCGAGUCUCUGCGGAUGCAGUAUCGCUACCUGGACCUGAGGUCCUCUCAGAUGCAGAGGAACCUCAGACUGAGAUCUCAGCUGGUGAUGAAGAUGAGAGAAUACCUCUGUAAUGUGCACGGUUUUGUUGAUGUGGAAACUCCGACCUUGUUCAAAAGAACACCAGGGGGAGCCAAGGAGUUUGUGGUUCCUUCCAGAGAACCGGGCAGGUUCUUCUCCCUCCCUCAGAGUCCACAGCAGUUUAAACAGCUUCUGAUGGUGGCCGGUGUCGACAGGUACUUCCAAAUGGCGAGGUGCUACAGAGAUGAGGGCUCCAAACCAGACCGGCAGCCAGAGUUCACCCAGGUGGACAUAGAGAUGUCUUUUGUGGACCAGGCAGGUAUCAUGUCUCUGGUGGAGGGAUUAUUAAAGUUCUCCUGGCCUGAAGAGAAUGGUCCACUUAAGAUUCCUUUCCAAACCAUGACGUAUGAGGAGGCCAUGAGGGACUAUGGUGUGGACAAACCUGAUGCUAGAUUCAGUAUGAAGCUGACCAACCUCAGUGAGGUUUUCUUAUCCACGGAAAUUGAAUUCCUCAGAUCAGCUCUGAGUGAUCCAGGAGGCUCCGUUCAGGCCAUCUGUGUCCCCAGUGGAGCGAAACUUUUCACUGGGAAAGAGUUGGAGGAACUGAAACAAACAGCCAAGACUCAAUUUGGGCAGGAGCUGAGUGUGGUGCUGGUCAGAGCAGAUGGAACACUAAAGUCUCCUCUGAAAAAGCUGCUGUCUGUCUCCUCCACAGAGGAGCUGCUGAGCAGGACCGGAGCCAAACCUGGAGACUUGCUGCUGAUGGCAGCCGGCUCCCUGCACACCGUGCGCACGUUGCUUGGCAGUCUUCGUCUGCAGUCUGCAGAGCUCCUGGAAUCUCACGGCGUUUCACUACGAGAUCUGUCAGCCUUCCACUUCCUGUGGGUUGUGGACUUCCCUCUCUUCCUGCCUAAAGAGGAUGAGCCAGAGCAACUGGAGUCAGCCCAUCAUCCAUUUACCGCUCCACUGCCCGAGCAUGCAGAGCUACUCUACACUGAACCUCACAAGGUUCGUGGGCAGCACUAUGACCUGGUGCUGAACGGCUGUGAGAUCGGAGGAGGAUCCAUCCGUAUCCACAAAGCCUCAGAGCAGCUGCACGUGCUGAAGAACAUCCUCAAGGAGGAUCCCAGUCUCCUCUCUCACCUUCUGGAGGCUCUGGACUCGGGAGCGCCCCCACAUGGAGGCAUUGCUUUGGGUUUGGACCGACUGGUCUCCAUCAUGGUCAGAGCUCCCAGCAUCCGUGAUGUCAUUGCUUUCCCCAAGUCCUACCGGGGUCAUGACAUCAUGAGCCGCGCCCCUGACUUUGUAUCUGAGGAGGAGCUGAAGUCUUACCACAUCUCCAUCAAAUGGCCAACAGAGCGAGGCGGAAGAGGAGGAGGAGAAGAAGAGGGGAAGUGAGGAGAUUAAGAGGGAAGGCAUGAUGAGAUGUCAGAGGAAGGGGCGAUCUCUAUGACAGCAGAGGAUAGCGGAUGAUGACAAGGAGUCAAUGACAGACUCGGUCAUCCAGAAGAAGCUGAGGAGGAGGAGAGAAGAUGAGGAGGAGGAGAGAAGAUGAGGAGGAGGUGAUGUUGUGGCUGAAUCUCAGUGUUGUUACUUUGAAAUAGAAGAGAACAUGGAAACAGCCACAGCAUUCAGUCCGGAAAUCUAACCACAAAGAGUUCAGCAGAUUAUAGCAGCUCUCCCUGAUAAUGGAAAACACUGUGGUGGUGUUUGCUCUCAAAACAACACCUCGUAUUAUCAAUGCAUCUUUGUGAGGAGAGAUUUUUCCUUAAUGGAGAGUUGUGUCAAUUAAAAAUGAUCAAUGGUAUAGCUCUCUCUUGAAAAGGCAGAGCUGUAACUCGAAUGACUCUACAGAGCUGUGUACUUCGUAUUACUUUAAUAUCAUGUGUUUUAAAGUUUCAGAGCUUGUUCUAUUUUGAAAAGAAUAAAGCUCUGGAAAAACUCUGCAGACCUGUAGUGUUUUGGGUUACAAUUUGAGUUUCAAACUGGAGGGUAUUGUCACUGACAGUACUGUGUGUCCAAGAUAUUCACAGAUAUGAUUUUUAGUCAUGUUUUUACAGACAUUGUAUAUUUUUGAAAAAAGUUGCAUCCAAAAUAAUGGAAAAGAUAUUUUCUCAUUUUGCUAUUGUGUCCCAGUCACUGAGUCAGAUGUUAAUUCACCACAUGAUACAAAGAACACUUCAUUACUCCUUACUCAAUCUUCAGUGAAUAGAAGCAUCAGCAUUUAAACUUAAAAUGUGACAAAUUUCUGGGGAAAGUCUAUUAAAAUUCAAAAUUAUACAAUUGAUAUCUCCUGUAAACCAGUUGCUUCUUAGA
Molecule: messenger RNA, 3201 nt
Organism: Paralichthys olivaceus (Japanese flounder)
Lineage: Eukaryota; Metazoa; Chordata; Actinopteri; Pleuronectiformes; Paralichthyidae
Gene: dars2
Product: aspartyl-tRNA synthetase 2, mitochondrial
Biological process (GO): aspartyl-tRNA aminoacylation
Cellular component (GO): cytoplasm
Molecular function (GO): nucleic acid binding; ATP binding; aspartate-tRNA ligase activity
Source: RefSeq, a predicted model, not a curated record